Messenger RNA from Bursaphelenchus xylophilus (pine wood nematode), 476 nucleotides. The record is from the annotation of a GenBank genome assembly. Lineage: Eukaryota; Metazoa; Nematoda; Chromadorea; Rhabditida; Aphelenchoididae.
AUGUUCCAAUGUAAAAAUGAUGUUGAAAUGGAGUUUCCACAGAGGUAAGUAGGUUUUCACACCUAUUUGAGCUUGAAAAUGCUAUAAUAGUUCUUAGUUGUCCAUUUUUUCCUCAUUUUUCGUAAUGUUAUGUGAUCUUGCGGACGGAUCAAGAUUGGCUAUGGAGAAUUUGAGUUUUUUUUGAUGUAAUUUCAGAAAUAGGAGCACAACAGUCCAUCCAGACACUGGAAUCUCCUCCAAGGCCGUCAAAAUCACGAACUCCACCCCAAAGAUGUUUUUUGAACGCAUCGGUAUGUUGUUUAUGUUAUUAUUGCAUUAUUUAUUUAGAUUUUUAGGUAAAUCUUUUCGAAUUUACAGAUGGUGAACCUUCUCCCUGCGCCCAGUACAACAAUCGCCCCAUGAUCGCUGCGUGCGUUACUGAUCCCAAACGGCCCUCUUUAGGGCCACAUUUAUUUGAUGUUGAUGCGGUGAUGUAA